Pneumocystis jirovecii RU7 is the source of this 3174-nucleotide messenger RNA. RefSeq lists its product as uncharacterized. NCBI's taxonomy places the organism in Eukaryota, Fungi, Ascomycota, Pneumocystomycetes, Pneumocystales, Pneumocystaceae. The record is from RefSeq and is a predicted model, not a curated record. Bases 1 to 3174 code for a protein of 1057 amino acids. The transcript has a single exon.
AUGGUUCUAACAUCUCACGUUCAAUCAAAAUACGCAAUGGAAACCCAAACUCAACCACACACCACAGCGCAGCCCACCCCCGUCAGGCACAGCUUGGCGCGGGCGGUGGCGCGGGCGGUUAAGCGGCAGGCACAGCAAGUAGUGCAAGGAACUAGUCUAUAUGAAGAAGAGGAAAUUCUUUUGGCUUUAAUUGCAGGAAAAGAUUAUAAGAAUGAUAAUGAAUGCAAAAAUAAAUUAGAAAAAUACUGUAAAGAAUUAAAUGAAGCAAAAAUAGAUCUAACAAAAAUACAUGUAAAACUAGAAGGUUUAUGUAAAAAUGGAAAAGCGAAAGACAAAUGUACAGAGUUGAAAAACAAGGUUGAAGAUAAAUGCACUAAAUUCAAACCAAAACUGGAAGAAGCUGCCAAAAAAGAUGUUUCAAAAUUACAAAGUAGUGAUUGUGAAAAUGAACAACAAUGCCUAUUUUUGGAGAGAGCAUGUCCAACAGAACUUAAAGAUGAUUGCAAUACUUUGAGAAAUAAGUGUUAUCAGAGGAAACGUGAUGGUGUAGCAGAAGAAGUCCUUUUGAGGGCACUUCGCGGGAGUAUUGAAAAUGGAAAUAAAUGCAAAGAAAAACUUAAAAAGAUUUGCCUGGAAUUGAGUCAAGAAAGUGAUGAGUUAACGAAGCUUUGUCUUUAUCAAGAAACAACAUGUAGCAAAUUUGUAUCAGAAAAACAGAAAAAAUGUGAUGCUCUUGAACAGGAUGUUAAAGCAGUACUUGGAAAGGAAAAUAAAUUACGAGGAAAAUGUUUAGCACUGCUUGAACAAUGUUAUUUUUAUAGAGGAAAUUGCGAAGAAGACAAAUUAAAGUGUGACGUAUUGGGAAAGAAAUGUCAAGAACAAAAUAUUGUUUAUAUACCACCAGGACCCGAUUUUGAUCCAACUAGACCAGAGGCUACACUAGCAGAAGACAUAGGGCUAGAAGAGCUUUAUAAAGAGGCUGAGAAGGAUGGAGUUCAUAUUGGAAAGCCUCCUGUAAGAGAUGCAACUGUUCUACUAGCACUUUUGAUUCAAAAUCCAACUAAUACUCAACCGGAAAAAAAAGAAAAAUGCAAAAAUGUUCUUAAAGAUAAGUGUAAAGAGUUAAAAAAACACGAGGUUUUGGGAUAUCUGUGUAAUGAUAAUGGCUCUGCUAGUCAAAAUGGAACUGAAAAGUGUGAAGAACUAGAGAAAGAGCUAGCAAACAGUGCUAAAAUUCUUUCUGCAAAAAUUGGAACCAAACAUCUAUCUGGAUCUGGUGAAACCAUUCCAUGGUAUAAAUUAUCGACAUUUCUUAGUGACAGUGACUGUGCAAGGUUAGAGUCAAGCUGUUUUUAUUUUGCUCAAGAUAAAGGUCCUCUUGAAAAAGAAUGCAAGAAUUUUAAGGCAGCAUGUUAUAAGAGAGGGCUUGAAGCACUAGCCAAUGAAGCAUUUCAAAGCAAGAUGUACGGACUGUUCCGUGGUUCAGGUGAAAAAUGGUUUAAGAAACUACUGGAUAAAAUAAUGGAAGAGUGUUCGGAACUUAAAACAACGAGCGAUGAGUUGUUUUUACUAUGUAUUGAUCCACUUAAAGCAGUCAGAAUACUUGCAGCUGAUAUCCAAACAAGAGCUGUCUUUUUGCGGAAACAACUGGAUCAAAAGCGAGAUUUUCCAACAGACAAAGACUGCAAGGAAUUAGGGAGAAAAUGCCAAGAUUUAGGAGAGGAUUCAAAUCAGAUUCAAUGGCCAUGUCAUACACUAAAGCAACAAUGUGAUCGCUUAGGAACUACAGAAAUCUUGAAACAGGUUUUACUAGAUGAACACAAGGAUACUUUGAAAGAUCAAGAAAGUUGUGUAAAAUAUCUAAAAGAAAAGUGUAAUAAAUGGUCUAGAAGAGGCGAUGACCGUUUCUCUUUUAUAUGUGUCUUCCAAAACGCUACAUGUAAAUCGAUGGUAGAUGAUGUACAAGAUAGGUGCAAAGUAUUCAAAAAAAAUAUAGAGGCUUCAGAAAUCAUCAAAUUUCUUAAAAUUAAUAAAAAUGAAAUAAAAAUACUGGAAAGAAAUUGUUCUUCCUGGUAUCCGUACUGCAAUAGAUUUUCACCUAAUUGUCCAGAUCUUGCGAAAGAAAAUGUUUUUUGUACAAAGAUCAAGAAGCAUUGUGAGCCAUUUUACAGAAGAAAGGCCUUGGAAGACGCUCUUAAAAUAGAGCUUCAAGGGAAUUUAAGUGAUAAAUCUAAAUGUGAACCUGCAUUAGAAAGAUAUUGCACUGUAUUAGAAAAUGUAACUAACACCUCAAUUAGAGGAUUAUGCAAAGAUAGUACUAAUGAUAAGCCUAAAAAGAAUGACAAUAAAGUUAGAAAAGAGCUCUGUGAGAAAUUAGUAAAAGAGGUGGAACAACAAUGCAAAGUAUUACAAGAGAAACUGAAACAGCCGGCAAAAGACUUAAAAGAAGAUUCUAAGACAUAUGAGGAACUUAAGAAACAAGCAGAGGAAGCAAUGAACAAGUCCAGUCUUGUUUUAUCAUUCGUUAAAAAAGAUGAAAAUAAUGUACCAAAAAAUAAUAGUGAAAACAAUAACAAAAAUAAAACCGCAUCAAGCAAACAUCAAGAUACCACAGAAUAUGCGAAAAUACUACGGAGAGGAGUUAAGGAUGUAACAGUGACAGAAUUGGAAGCCAAAGCAUUUGAUCUAGCAGCAGAAGUAUUUGGAAGAUAUGUAGACUUGAAAGAAAGAUGUGAGAAAUUAACCUCGGAUUGUGGGAUUAAGAAAGACUGCAAAGAAUUAGAAAAAGUAUGUGGAAAGAUUGAGAAGACAUGUCUCGAUCUAAAGCCUCUGGAAGUGAAGCCACAUGAAACAACAACUAGAAACAUAACAACUACAACCACAACGACAACAACAACAACCGUUAAAGACGCAAAGGCAACAGACUGCCAGUCUCUGCAGACAACAGAUACGUGGGUCACAAAGACGUCUACGCAUACCAGCACUUCUACGACUACGUCCACAGUCACAUCGAGAAUAACACUCACCUCGACAAGACGGUGUAAGCCUACGAAGUGCACGACAGGAGAGGAAGAUGAAGCAGGAGACGUGAAACCGAGUGAGGGGCUGAGGAUGAGUGGGUGGAGUGUGAUGAGGGGGGUGCUAGUGGUAAUGAUGAUUUCAUUCAUGAUUUAG